Beta vulgaris subsp. vulgaris (sugar beet) is the source of this 539-nucleotide messenger RNA. Its product is annotated as protein SEEDLING PLASTID DEVELOPMENT 1-like. The coding region runs from base 168 to 434 and encodes 88 amino acids. The record is from RefSeq and is a predicted model, not a curated record. NCBI's taxonomy places the organism in Eukaryota, Viridiplantae, Streptophyta, Magnoliopsida, Caryophyllales, Amaranthaceae. The transcript has 2 exons.
AGCACAACAAACGGGUGGUAAUUGUCGACACAUCAAAUGAGAUUGGAGGUGAUGGUGAUAUCUGAUAUUCAGGUAUAGGUUGUGCAAGGAAAUAUGUAAUACUGUACUUACAUCAGUUUUCCAUGUUUUAGAUACUAGAAGCUGAUUUACUGCAAGUAGCAGAAGUAAUGGGACUUGAGGAUGUAAUAGAUGCUACAGAUGAUAUUGGAACAGCAGAUGCAAUCAUAGCGUCCAGUUCAGAAACGAAGCUGAACCCAUGGAUCCCUGGUGUCGCCAAAUUUCACCAAAUUCCUAUAUUUGUUAUCAAGUCGAAUACCAUGGCAGAAAUGGUGAAGGCAAUUCGCAUGAUUCUUGGGGUGGAAUCUUUUGGCCCAAUGUCAAAGCUUCCUUCAAAAGAUGUGUUUGACAUUGAGAUUGAAGACAAUACACCUUAAAGGAAACCCGCGUUGGAACAACUUGAUGCUUUAGAGGUACUUCCAUUUCUUUCAAAAAUCAAAAUCUUAAACAUAUCCCUGAUAUCAUCAAAAGCAUGAUAGCAU